Messenger RNA from Mytilus trossulus (common blue mussel), 6585 nucleotides. RefSeq names its product protein hunchback-like. Gene Ontology annotation, biological process: regulation of transcription by RNA polymerase II. Gene Ontology annotation, molecular function: DNA-binding transcription factor activity, RNA polymerase II-specific; RNA polymerase II transcription regulatory region sequence-specific DNA binding. The record is from RefSeq and is a predicted model, not a curated record. The coding region runs from base 251 to 3505 and encodes 1084 amino acids. Lineage: Eukaryota; Metazoa; Mollusca; Bivalvia; Mytilida; Mytilidae. The transcript has 5 exons.
UCAUUCCAGGGUAGAAAAGCUUUUGUCCAUUGAUGUUGUUUACAUAUCUUUAUUUAGGACCCGAAAAUAAACAUAGGCUUAGGAUUCCACUUCAGUUUUAUUACAUGUGUAAAAAAUGGGAAUGCCUGGUCAGUUUGUUGUGACAUUGUACUAGCUUGACCAGUGGUCAGUUGAAAAACAAUUUGUUUUUGUGUGACAAUUUAGAAAGAAGCAAUUAGGACAAUUUAUUGUGGAUGAAAAGUAUUUUGCAAUGAUGGAGGUUGAAGCUACUAGCCAAGUGUUUAACCUGAAAAGCAAUGUUCCUGAAGAUGUUGGGUAUAUCAAAGAUGCCCACCAGUUUGCCCACAGACCAUUUCUGGACAUUCACGGUCAAGAGAAAACAACACCAAGACUGCCAUACCCAGAAAUUUACAAUCAGCCAUCGAUAUCACCACGACAACAUGUUGAAAAUCAAAACCAAGAAAAGAACCUAUAUCCUCAGGUAUUUGACAGACAAGAGCAAGAGAAAAUCGUGCAGAGACAAAUGAUUGAGGCCUACAGACGAGAAUCGAGAGAAUUUGGAAAAAUUGAAGAAGAAAGCAAGGGAGAUUACUCACAAAAGUCAGAUGACCAUGAGAAAGCAAAAGAAGCUAUUUCACCAAGACAACAUAUUGACAAUCAAAACCAAGAAAAACAACUAUAUCCUCAGAUAUUUGAGAGACAAGAAAACAUCAGAGAACGAGAGAUGAUUGAGGCUUACAGACAAGAAUCAAGAGAAUUUGGACAGAUGGGAGAUGACAUCAAGGGAGAGAAUUCACAGAAGUCAGACAGCCAGGAUAAAGACAUUGAAGAAGGGCGUGAGCAGAAAGAGGAGAGUAACCAGUUAAAUGAUGGCUUAAAGAAAUGUCCUGACAGCAUGGAAGAUUUUCAAGCAGCAAUUAAAAGGGCCGACACAGUGUCACCUCAAGUUGCAGAUGUUGUUGAGAAGGUAAUGUCUGAAGAGAACUCGCUGAUAGAAAAUCACGAAGGUUAUAAUCUCUCCAACGCCAGUUUCCAGGAUACCAAUUCUAACUCAUCUGACGAUCAAUCUGAAUACCUGACUAACAAUGUUACAUCAGACUCCACAGCUACGUACGUCAGAGAUCCAAACACAGGCCACGUUACCACAAUUAAGCCAGACAAAGAAGGACUUUAUUUCUGCCACCUUUGCAGCUUUUCAGGAAGAACCCAAGCUGAUUUCGAGAAUCAUAUGACUUGCCAUUUUGAACAUAUUUGUCCCCACUGUGAUUACAAGUCUAGAACAGAAGGCCGACUUAAGAGACAUAUUAAAGAUUUUCACACAGACGACCCACCAGACGGAUUCGGUUCCAAAAGGAACAUGGGCAGACCUAAAGUCUUCAGAUGUAAACAAUGUGAAUUUGUUGCCACUGAAAAAACUGAAUUCUGGGCUCAUGCUAGAGCUCACAUUAAAGAUGAUAAAGUAUUACAAUGUCCACGAUGUCCGUUUGUUACCGAGUAUAAGCAUCAUUUGGAGUAUCAUCUUCGUAACCAUUUUGGCUCAAAGCCAUUCAAGUGUAACAAAUGUAACUACUCAUGCGUAAACAAGUCUAUGCUCAACAGCCACAUGAAGUCACACACCAAUGUGUAUCAGUACCGAUGUGCCGAUUGUACGUAUGCCACAAAAUACUGCCACAGCCUCAAACUUCAUCUCCGUAAAUAUCAGCAUAAACCUGCCACUGUUUUGAACUCCGAUGGAAGUCUACCUCAAGGAAUUGAUGCUGAUGCAUCCGGUCUGUCAUUACUUCAAAAGAGAGGUCCACCAAGAGGACCAAGAGGUCCUAGAAAGGAUAAAUUUGAUCCGUAUAUGAACAGCAUGUUUAAUCUACCUCAGUCCCCCAUUCAUGGAAUGCCACCUGGAAUGGGCGGAGCAAUGAUGUCGCCAUAUUGGCCAUUACUCAGUCAGCUUCCGAACGGAUUCCACCGCCCACCACCUCUAAUUCCAACCUCGUCACCAAUGUCAAUGAAUCCAUCAAUCCAUUCCCCUCAGCUACCUCAACAUUUAUCCUCCAAAAUGGGAGCACCGAAAACUCCCGAUGGAGACAAUUCUAGCAAUUAUCCAUUUAAGUGCAAUUUCUGUUGCUAUGGAACCGGCAGUAAACAGGAACUAUAUAAACAUUUAAUGAAAGUUCACGCAACUGAAAACCAGGACUUAUUUUCCAUGUUUGGCUUGUCCUCCGAAGCUUUACUAGAGGAACAGAACCGUAGACUCAGCCUGAUGAAGCACAAAAUGGAGGAGAGAAACUUAGAUGAUAGCUUGAAUGAUGAGCUUCAUAUACACACAGAUGGUGAAGACGAGGACCAGAAAUAUAGUCCACAUUCCUGGUCUCAUCCAUCACCCAUUGAACCAGCCAAGAUAAAUCGGAAUAAUGGCCGAUACAGUAUGCCAGAGUUGCCUGUGAAUUAUUACAGAAAUGGAAAUGCUAGUCCCAAAGAUAUUGGUCGGGCCGAAGGAGAAGAUAUCAUUAAACAAAUGAUGAAUAAAUUCGGAGCUGGUUCACCCAUGAAUGCUGCUAGACCCAAAAUGCCUCAUCAACGUGAAAGCCCUCUUGACCUUACAAAGCGUAAAUAUCCAUUCUCAUCUAGUCCAUUAUCUCAGGAAGAAAUGUACAACAGAGAAAUGAAUCCUGAUGGUGACGCUCAUUCAAGCGGGGAGAGCACAACAGCUAAUGAUAACAAUGGCCAGAGUCCAAGAAAGAGGUCCAGAAAAGGAAAAGCUUUCAAAUUAGAUAGACUUUGUCUAAAAUUGCAUGAUAAACAUGAUGAUGCUGAAAAUGGGAGUGAAAAUGAAGAGUCUGAGUUUUUAGAGAGUGAGUCUGCAGGAGACCUUCAGAUUGAUGAAUCCAGCAACAUGGAUGGAGAGAUGAGAAAUGUAGAUGAAAGAAAUGAAACUGAUGAAAAUGGCAAAAAAGAUGAUGAUAUUGAGGAAAUUAAAAAUAGCCUUCAGUACCUUAAUGAAGGUAUGGUUAAGUCCCAAGUAGAAAAGGCACCAGAGAGAAAGUCACCCGAUUCUACCAGAAAUCAAAGUGGCGAUGAGGUUGCUUCAAGUCAGGCUAUAACUAGUAGCCAAGAUGUUAUUUCGUCUGCCAAUCGGGAACAGGCAGAGCUGUCAAUGCAGACGUCACAAGCGUUGAGACAUCAAACUGAACUUGCCUGGAAGAUGUUACAAAAUAGUGGCAGUGGUGGACAUUUUCCUUACAUGUCACUGGAGCAGAAUGGUCAUCAUCAGGAUUUGGCCAAGUUAACCACUGCGGCACAACAGAUGAUAGCAAUGAACAAUCGUAAAAGUGGACCAAACGGGAAGUAUGAAUGUGCCUAUUGUGAAAUCGCAUUUAAAGACUGUGUCAUGUACACAAUGCACAUGGGUUACCAUGGUUACAAAGAUCCAUUUAAGUGUAAUAUGUGUGGACAUUGCAGCAAGGACAAAGUUGAAUUCUUCCUUCAUAUUGCUCGUGCCGCUCACAAUUAAAGACAAAAUGGCUGUUUGUGUAAAAACAUUUUUUGCAUGAUGACAUUUUUUUAACAUUUUUGCAGACUUCAUAACUAUUAGUGAUAUAUAGACAAAAAAUGGAUAUUUAAAUGUUGUCUUAGGUCAAAGAUUUGACCUUGUUAUUGACAUUUGCAUUCCCAGAUAUUGUUUUGGCAGCAUUACAUCCAAGUUGUUAAUACUAGUCAUAUAGAUUGUAGAUUUGUGUAAGGGAGAUGAUUUGUAUUGUAUUUAUACUCCUUUUAUAUGUAUUUUUGUGUUUUGGGUGGGUGGGAUUCUUUAAAAGUACAUUCAUUAUGGCAUAGAUAAAUGUCCUCUGCAAGGUUGAUAUUUCUUUUUUCCAUCAUUUUUUUUAAUAAAAAAGAUUUGAUAAAUGAUUGUGAAACUAUCCAAUUGUUCAACAUCUACAAAAAUACUGUUAAAUAAUAUUAUUUUGGGUGAACUUCAUACAAAUUUUUUUUUGCUAUUUGGAAAAUUUAAUGAAAUGAUAAGAUUUUUUGGGUUUUUUUUUUUUUUUUUCUAUUCUGAAAAAAGUGCUCCUUUGAAGGAGGGAAUUCUUUAUACAGAUACAGAUAUAGAAACUUUGUAAAUAGUACACAACUAGUGCUCUCCAAGCAGACAUUGUUAGUGUUAUAUAUUUUUUGUUGUUGUAUACAAUGUGUCUACAUCUUCAAGUUAUUAUGAGUUAUGAUAUUAAAUGUUGAUUUAAUGAAUUUUAAGUUUUUUUGUGAAUGAUUAUUUAUUGAAAUCCAAAUGAGUAACAUCUACAAAAAAUUGUAUUUUUUAAAAGAAUACUUUGGAGAUAAAUAUAGCAUAGCAUUUGGUUUUGAUUAUUUUAAAAUUGGAGAAGAAAGGAUAUUUACCUUCAAUAUUUUUUCUAAAAAAACUGCCCAUAAGUUUAAUUUUGACUUUACGGCAAUUAAAAAAGAAAAAUGGAAAGGGGAGGUAAUUAUAUGUUUAGAUUAUUCAGGGGUGGAUAACUCUUGAUAAUUUUAAGAUUAUUUUUGUAAAAUAAGCCAGAAAAUAUAUAUGAUUUGUUGUAUUGUGUAUGCAUGUUGUAAGUAAUAUUAUUGUUUAAAAUCUCAGGGAACAUUAUUAUAAACAAUUUUAAUGCCAUUAUUUGCCAGAAUUUGAGGUGCAUCUGGGAAAGUUGUAAUAAAUUUCUGGUACACUCAAUGUGCAUAGAAAUUCGAUCAUUAAAAUUAAUUUUCCCUUAGUUACCUCAGAUUAAAUUUCAUGUUCAGCAUGUUAUUUGCAUAGAUGAAAUGUAUAUAUGACAGAUAUUUUACAGGAAAACUUUUUUUUCUUUUUUUAAUUCAUCACUGCUAGUUGAGCACUUUUUAUAACAAUUUUCACUUUUUGCAUUUUUAACAGUCGGGUGCUUUGCAUUUGUAGUGCUAUACAUUUUUCAUUUUUUGAGCGACUUUCAUAUAGAACACUUUCCCAAUCUGAUUAUUACCAUUCUUUUCUCUAUAAAAAUGGAUAAUUGGGAAGUGAAGAAGGCAUUUUUUUCAAAAAAGGGGAUUAAUUUUACAAAAGAUCUUCUAACUUAAAAAAUCUAAUCAUACUGAAAUUUGUAACUACGCAGAUGAAGACACAAAUUUUGAAUACGCAUUUUGAACUGUUCAUUUCUACAUAACUUUUGAUUGCAACGGUUCAGCCUAUAUUUUCAACCAGAAAGAAUCAUUUUAAUAUAAAGAAUGAAAUAGAUAUAUAACAAAUGAUUUGAUUGGGGUAAAGAAUUCAAAUGAUAACUACCAAAGUCUAUAAAUAGAUCUCAGGUUUCUAGUAUUUGUUCAUUCCCACACUGAGCUAUAAGUGAAAAAUAUUCCAAGUUACUUUUGAAAAAAGAAUGAAAUCCUAAAUAGAAUGAUGCUCAAUAAUUACUACAUGUUUUUUUUUAAUGUGCAAUUAAUUAGAUUAGUAUAAUAUAUUUAGUGAAAAUAGAAUAGUUAUUUAAUUGGGUCAUCUCAAAGCUACUAAAGCCAUCUAAAGACAGGUAGUUUUAUCACUCCUGCAAAUCCCAUGAGCAGUUUCUAAAAAAAAAUCUUAUUCAAACGUAAACUUUAGCCUGAGAUGAUCAAUCAAGCACAAUUCAGGAUUUUUGAGAUGACCCUCUGAUUAGUUAGAUAUAUACACAUUAAAAUGACGGAAUUCCAGUGAGGAAAAAUUUAAAACUGUACUGAUACGUCCUGAUCACAUCCUCAUUGAUUUAAUUCAGGAAUAUAUUAGACGACAGUAUGUUAUAUAUACCUCAGUCAAACUACCUCAGAUUUGUACAAAUAAAACAGCAUCUUACAGAUUCUAGAUACAUGAUAUACUGUGGGUUCAUUUAUUUUCUUUGGUAUCAAUUUUCGUGGAUUGCUGAAAACUGGCAUUGUCAUGGAUAUUUGAUUUCGUGGUUUUACCAAUUUCUGUAUUCAAAGCCUAUUUCAAAUAUGUAAUUCGUUGAACAUUUGAGUUUGUGGUUCAUCCCUACCCACGAAACCCACGAAAAUUGGUAUCCAACGAAUUAUAAUGAAUCUUUAGUAUAUAAUUCAUUUUCAUAGUAGUAUUUGUAACAUUGGAGAACUACAACCAUCAUGUAUAUGCAUUGAAGAAAAUCUACUCUGAUUUCAAUUGUCUUGUAUACCUCUCUUAAAUGGGCAUUAUUGUUUAUUUUCUGAUCAAUAUAACAUCAUCCUUCAUUUGAAUGUCGUUUCUUAACACAAGAUUAUGAAAUGAGAUUUUAAUAAUGAUUUUAAUUUCUUUUGUUGCACGAUGAAAUAUAUUUAUAAUUUUAACAUAGAAAGAAAUAAUAGAAAUUAAUGGUCUUAGACUAUGUCAAUAGUUUAAGAAUUAUUUUGUUGUAAUCAGAUCUACAAAUAAUUUAAGAGAAAACAUUUAUAACCAAAAUGUUAAUCAUCCAUCUUCAUUCUUCCUUUUAUUCAUGUUAAACUAAAAUCUUGAACUUAUUCAUUUUCCAUUUUUGUUGAAUUCAAGAAAUCACAUUACAUUGUCUUGUUUAUUUUUAUAUAUAUUUGCCAUAUUUUAUUUAUAAUUUCAUUAAUCAAGCUUUGUCA